Striga asiatica is the source of this 1842-nucleotide messenger RNA. Lineage: Eukaryota; Viridiplantae; Streptophyta; Magnoliopsida; Lamiales; Orobanchaceae. The record is from the annotation of a GenBank genome assembly.
GUCAUGUUAUUUUCCGUGUUCAAAUUUUUUUAUUAUCGGUUUUCACAGUCCCAUCACUCUCUCACCCCACUUCACCUUACUCUGUAAAAAAUGUCGCACAAUUUCCUCAUCCAAAAUCCUAUCCCUGUUCCUCUUUUCUUCAUCCUUUGAAUAUUGUUCAAUAUUCAGUUUCCUAAAAGAAAAAAAAUCAUAGAUUCAUCUGAGAAAAUCAUAUUUUCCCAAUUUGCAGGCGAAAUCGAGUAAAAAGCGAAGAUGAAAUCUAUGAAUCUCGUGGAUUCAUGGGUCCAAACCUGCUCCGCCUUCCGGCGGCCGUCCCAGCUCAAAUCCCUAAUCAGCUUCGCCGCAAUCGAUCCCGUAUUCUACAGAUCCCGGCGCCGCGCCUCCGCCCUCACCGUCUCCGCCGUAAUCGCCGAGGAUGGCGCGAAAACCGGCGCCACCGUGGGGGAGAAACCGCACUUCAAUUUCAAGGCCUACGUGGUGGAGAGGGCCGAUUUUGUCAACAGGGCCCUCGACGACGCCGUUUCGGUCAGGGACCCGCCGGCGAUCCACGAGGCGAUGCGGUACUCACUCCUGGCCGGCGGGAAGCGGGUCCGGCCGAUGCUGUGCCUCGCCGCCUGCGAGGUGGUUGGAGGGCAGGUGUCCGCCGCCGUCCCAGCUGCCUGUGCGCUGGAGAUGAUCCACACCAUGUCCUUGAUCCAUGACGACCUGCCGUGUAUGGACAACGACGAUCUCCGCCGCGGGAAGCCCACCAAUCACAAGGUGUACGGCGAGGACGUGGCCGUGCUCGCAGGUGAUUCCCUACUAGCAUACGCGUUCGAGUUCAUGGCCACGGCCAUAACCGACGUCCCCUCUGACCGUGUCCUGGCGGCAGUUGGCGAGCUGGCGAAGGCCAUUGGCACGGAGGGCCUUGUGGCUGGCCAGGUGGUCGACCUCAGCUGCACGGGCGCCAACUCAUCAGUCGGGCUCGACACUCUCGAGUUCAUACACUUGCACAAGACAGCCGCCUUGCUCGAGGCUUCUGUGGUCAUCGGGGCUAUUUUGGGCGGAGGGAAUUCGGAGCAGGUGGAGAAGCUAAGGACAUUCGCCCGCAAAAUCGGGCUGCUUUUUCAGGUGGUGGACGAUAUUUUGGACGUGACUAAGUCGUCUGAGGAGCUCGGUAAGACGGCUGGGAAGGACUUGGCGGUGGACAAGACGACUUACCCGAAGCUGAUGGGGCUGGACGAGGCUCGGGAAUUUGCCGGGAGGCUGAACGAGGAGGCCAAGGAACAGCUGGCGGGUUUCGAUGGGGAGAAGCGGGCCCCGCUGGCGGCGCUGGCCGAUUACAUUGCUCACAGGCAGAAUUAGGGUUUAACAUGAAAUUGGAUUUGGUGGAGAUAAAAUUGUGUGGGCUUUUUGCAGCUUUGCUGAGGUUGUGAAAGGGAUGUAUAAGAUCAGUUUUAUUUUCAAAUUUCAGGUAAGUCCAUCUUUGAGGGGGAAAAGCUGAUUUUUUUUUUUAUUUUUAAAACUUUAUGAGUGAGGCACAAGUGCAAAUGAAUUGGUAUAGUACAACCCAAACUUAUCAACAACAGUUAAUAAGAGAGGAACACUGGGGAAAUUAACAAAGUUCCCCCUCACAGGCCAACUUAGUUAACAAGCAACAAGAAGCACAAAAAGAAGAGUAUAUACUAGGAAUAUUAUUAUUAUUAUUGUUAUUCAGCAUUUGUAUAAGAAUAAUGUUGCAUAUGUAAAGUUGUUAAUAGAGGAUAGCACCUUUAGUUAUUUCAGUCAUAGUAUAAAUAUCUCUCUUAUAGGCAUUUGUACAUACACUUUCAUUUUCUUCAUUCUCAAACCCUAAUACACAAA